AUGACAUUUCUGAGAGCAAUUGACAUUGGAGAAGUGCAAGAUUUGUCAACGCUUGCAGAGAAACUGUCCAUAGAACCAGUUCCAGGUGUUUACAGACCACUAGAACCAUUUCUCUUAAAGCUAGCAGAUCUUUACCUUGAACUCCAAGCAAAAAGCACAUUGCUUCAUUGGUUUAAUGCAGAGGAGAGAGUGUUCUGGGUAGCUGUUGGAGCUGAUGGUGCCCCAUUCGGCAAAGAUGAUUCAGCUACCGGUUAGUUAGAUAGUUAAAGUAGUGAGCUACAGAGUAGACAUAACAUGUAGUUUUACAGGAUAUGACAGGUAUCUGUGUUAUUUUUAUAACAACUAGCUGUAGUAGGUUAAGUGACAGGUUUUUGUUUAGAAUAGCUAGUUAGUGAUGACUAGUUGACAGUUUUCUGUUUGUUUUCAUAAUAAUAUAAUACUUUUGGUAUCCAGUGACUCAACUGUGACGGGCAGUCAUUAAUUUCAUGCCAUGAAAAUAACAAACUGCGUAACCGUUAGAACGUUUUCUUCAUCCAUUAGACAUACUUACUUAGCCACUAGACCGUUAGGAGAAAGCGUUAGAACGUUUUGAUCAUCCGUUAGGCACAACUAGAUAACCGUUAGAACGUUAGGACAAAACGUUAGAAUGCUGUGAAGGCUGUUAACAAUCCGUUAGCUAUCCGUCCGUUAGAGAGCAUUUAACGGAUAAGCGUUAAGGUACGUUUUCCCGUGCACGGUCACAUUUGCGUUUAGCAGCAAAUUGUGUUGAAGAACAUCCUCUGAUGAAAGGUUAUACAAAGCUUCUCACUCAAGAAAUGGAAAAAUUAGGGAAUAAAACCUGUACAACUCCCAAGGGUAACCAGGUAAAGUUCAGAUUCAAGUUAAUUCCCUCAGAUAUGAAGUGGAUUUCAACCUUUUCUGGAGAAUUAAACAAUGCAGCGACAUAUUUUUUUCCCUUUGUAAAUGUGAAUCAGACAAACAAGAACACUAUUGGUGGCUCUAUAGGUGGUAACCAUGCUACCUGGCAACCAUGGAGCUACAAUGAAAGGUUAAAAAUUGCAAAAAAAGUAGAGGAUUUCAAGAAGAGUUUACAAGAUCAACGUGGAAAGCAAAGGAGUAAAGUAACAAAGUUUAACUCAAAACAAGUCAAGACAGGAGUUCCCUCCCCCUCUGGGAAAAUAUGUAGGCAUCAUCAAACCCGAGCCCUUGCAUAACACCAAUAACGCAUGGCAGCAGUGGUUUUCAGCCAUCUUGAGCGUGGCUAUUCAGUAUACUCCAUGUAAUCAGUUAAAUGCUGCAACUGUGUUAUGAGAACUUCCAAGUUCUUGUGUUCUUAUAAAAUUCUGCAAGUGUGUUAGACUGUUCAACAGUUUUGCUCGAUGGUUUUCUGAGAAGAGAAAAAAAGGGCUGACAUUUUCAUACGGAUUUACUGGUUUAGAGUCAAAAAAAUUUAGUUGGAACUUUUGUCUUCUGAUCCAUGAACUUCUCAGUAUCCCUAACCUUACCAACUCCUCAGAAGUCCGACUUCAUGCAAUGGCAUUUCAGGCUUUGCAAUUAAGGGAAGGUGCAGCUUUGUACAGCAGGGUAAGGCUACAAGAACAGCUGGCAGAACUGAAAACCUGUUGCAAUCAGUAUUUCACAACCCAGUGUAUAUUUCAUGA
Molecule: messenger RNA, 1661 nt
Organism: Porites lobata
Lineage: Eukaryota; Metazoa; Cnidaria; Anthozoa; Scleractinia; Poritidae
Source: the annotation of a GenBank genome assembly